UUUGAACAUUAAUUAGCAACAACAGUAACAAAAGGGGAAAGAAAAGAUUGGGGGGUCAAAUAAUGGAACAACUGAAGCAAAACGGAAAUGAAAAAGCGAGUGCGAUUGUUGCGGGUUGUGGAGAGGCGAGUGCGUUUCAGGCUUGUGCAUUAUGCAUGGAUUUUGAAUGUCUGGAGAAAGACCAGAGAAGCCUCAGGCCUCCUCAUCCAAUCCCCGACUUCCAGCGAUCGGCGAAUUAAGUGCUACGCGGCCGCUUCUCGCCGGAAAAUCUUGGCACGGUUUCCAUUCCCCAGUGUAUGGUGUUCUAUUCCUUCUUCGCCCCGCCUCUCCGUUACAGAAACAGGACAAUCAGGAGACUGUUCCUACUCUCUGGAGGCCAAUACACGAUGAGGACCGGCCAUCCUGGAUGAUUUUCAUGCGCUACCGACACUGUAUAGAAUCAACCAAGGAACAACCCCACCCCCUGACAAUCGUUAGCUUUCGAUGGGCGUCAUCCAUUGACGUCUUUGGUUCGCCCUGCCGAGCAAAGCCUCUCGAGUUUCUAUGGAUUCGACGCUUAAACUGCCGCAACCGAUUUGGCCCAAACGUGGACGGGAGACCCGCAGCGAGCAUCUGAAAGGAUGAAAGUGCCCAAACAGAAUUAGAAAAAAAACCUAAACGGGUGUCAAAAAAAGAGGAGGAUGGGGUUUUGCCAAGAUUCAGGAGAGGGAAAUUAUUUUCGUUUUUUGAUUACGACCACGAGUAUCCAUAUCGAAUGUACAGCUCGCGUACACAAGUACGAAGAGUUGCCACUGUUGUUUUUAAUUACUUGAGAUGGGGAUUCUUUGGGACAUCGCGGCGCUAAUGAGCUAACAUUUAUUU
Molecule: messenger RNA, 861 nt
Organism: Aspergillus pseudonomiae
Lineage: Eukaryota; Fungi; Ascomycota; Eurotiomycetes; Eurotiales; Aspergillaceae
Exons: 2
Coding region: 167-616 (149 amino acids)
Source: RefSeq, a predicted model, not a curated record